GUAACUUGAGUCUAGUGACGGGUACACAUGGCGUAGGCGAUCAUGAUCUCACCGGACCGUUACCGUACCAAAGCGAUCCACGGACACACCCCAAGUAUGCCAGAGUCUACGGCAACAAGCAGUUCCAUGCUUACAUAGGACCCUACCUACAGGUCAGACUCCGGAAACCAUCGAUGGUGACGGGAUUUGUCACUCAGGGAAGACCCGGUAACGGUCAGUACGUGGAAACCUACAUUGUCCAGUACAGUACCAAUGGCACUUUGUGGCAGAUGAUCAAAGACACUAAUGGAGAAACAAAGACAUUUACCGGAAACAUUGACGUAAUCAGCCUUUCUGAAUCGAUCCUAAGUAACCCAAUCACGGCGUCAUACAUCCGGGUAACGCCUACAACUUGGAAAUACGCUCCGGGUCUCCGUCUGGAAAUCAUGGGAUGUCCCAUUCACCAGCUUGGACUUCGUCAGACUUGCUGGAAGGCAUAUUACGUCAUAGAGGCCCCCCGUUCCGACAUGUUUAGCGCAACAAGCCUCAACUUGGGAGAGUGUGGAAAGGAAUGUCAUAAUCAAAACAGGUGUCGCGCCUUCACCUUUAACCAAAGAUCAAGUUUAUGCCAAGGUUACAACCACACCAUCUUCCUCAACACGACGCUUACAAAUGGGACCAUGCCUAAUCUGGAUAAUUUAUUUCCACUUUUUGUAAAACAGAACGAUUGCUUAUAAGAACAAAUUCCCGAAGAACAUUCCAUCAGCCAUAUUUGCAGUGUA
This is a messenger RNA of Pecten maximus, 761 nucleotides long. RefSeq names its product lactadherin-like. The record is from RefSeq and is a predicted model, not a curated record. The transcript has 4 exons. NCBI's taxonomy places the organism in Eukaryota, Metazoa, Mollusca, Bivalvia, Pectinida, Pectinidae. The coding region runs from base 174 to 716 and encodes 180 amino acids.